CGGACUUUGUCGAUAACAAAUGUCUAAAAUGUACGUGCUGUCACCUUUGCUACCGGCAAUCAAUAGUUAAUUUUAAAUUUCAAAUCCCUUCAAGCUAGUAAGUAGUACAUUGUAUCCGAUGUUGGUCGAGUUGAGGCGUUGAGUCCUCUCAUCAUGAUCAUCAGGACCACUUCUCCCUGGAGAAAAGCCUUAGUAGGAUAGCAACGCGCCACAGAGGAGGAAAACUGAAGAUCCUGUUCCUUAGAGCUAAGCCUAAGUAGGAGAGACGACUGGAAAGAUGGAAACUUUGAUUCCCACCAUCAACCGGCUGCAAGAGGUCUUUCAGACGGUCGGGACAGAGAUCAUACAGCUGCCUCAGAUAGUCGUGGUUGGGACUCAGAGCAGUGGAAAAAGCUCAGUGCUAGAGAGCCUGGUCGGAAGGGAUUUUUUGCCUCGGGGAUCUGGAAUAGUCACAAGACGACCCCUUGUGUUGCAGCUCGUCAAUGUUGCUCCACAACAGGAAAGGCUGAAGAAUGAGCAUGGAAAUGGGCUUAAACAAAAUAUUCAAAACAGCUACACAGGUGUCAAAGCUGAAGAAUGGGGCACAUUUCUGCAUUGUAAGAACCAGAUCUUCACAGAUUUUCUGGAAAUUCGUAAAGAAAUCGAAGCAGAGACAGAGCGCACUUCGGGGGACAACAAAGGAAUCACUUGUGAGCCCAUAUAUUUGAAGAUAUUCUCCCCCAAAGUUCUGAAUCUCACUCUGGUUGAUUUACCUGGAAUUAUCAAGGUUCCUGUUGGAGACCAGCCAGAAAACAUUGAGGCUCAAGUGCAAGAGAUGAUCUUAUCCUUCAUCUCCAAUCCAAACUCUCUUAUCCUCGCAGUAUCCCCUGCCAAUUCUGACUUGGCCACCUCUGAUGCUCUGAAAUUGGCACGUGAGGUUGAUCCAGAUGGUCGUCGAACGCUGUUGGUGGUCAGUAAACUGGACCUGAUGGAUGCUGGAACUGAUGCGCUGGAGGUCCUCCUGGGGAGAGUCAUACCUGUAAGGCUUGGCAUCAUCGGGGUGGUCAACAGGAGCCAGCAUGACAUUAAUACUCAAAAGAGCCUGGAGGACUCGAUUAAAGACGAGCACGUUUUCCUGCAGCGCCACUACCCCUCACUCGUAUCCCGAGCGGGCUCCCGUUACCUCGCAAAAACUCUUAGUAAACUGCUCAUGCACCACAUCAGGGACUGCCUGCCAGAGCUCAAAACACGAGUGACAGUACUCAUUUCCCAGUACCAGGCACGACUCAACAGCUAUGGUCAACCUGUGGAGGACCACAGCGCCACUCUGCUGCAAAUUGUCACCAAGUUUGCCACAGAUUAUUGCAACACCAUAGAGGGAACAGCCAGGCACAUCCAAACAUCUGAGCUCUGUGGAGGUGCUCGGAUCUGCUACAUAUUCCACGAAACCUUUGGCCGCACUCUGCAGUCUAUCGACCCUCUGGGAGGCCUGACUGACCUGGACAUCCUCACCGCCAUCCGCAACGCUACGGGUCCAAGGCCGGCUCUUUUUGUACCUGAAGUGUCGUUUGAGUUGCUGGUGAAGAGGCAAAUAAAGCGCCUGGAGGAGCCCAGCAUGCGCUGCGUAGAGCUCGUUCACGAGGAGCUCCAGAGGAUCAUCCAGCACUGCUCCUCCUACAGCACACAGGAGCUUCUUCGAUUUCCCAAACUGCACGAUUCCAUAGUGGAAGUGGUGACCGGAUUAUUGAGGAAGCGCUUGCCAAUUACUAAUGAAAUGGUGCACAAUUUAAUUUCAAUUGAGCUUGCCUAUAUCAACACAAAACAUCCAGACUUCACAGAUGCAGCACAGGUCUCAGCAUCUGUCAACAGUCAGCAGGCAGACACUCUGGACGGCGGAAAGCACUGGAAGACUGAGAAGACAGUGGAGAAUAAAGCUCAAGUGCCAGGCUUUGGCAGUCCCAGCAAAACCCAAGCUGUCAACCUGCUGGACACAGCGGUACCCAUUUCUCGCAAGUUGAGUGCCAAAGAGCAGAGGGACUGUGAAAUCAUCCAGCGUCUCAUCAACUCCUACUUCCUGAUUGUCCGCAAAAGCAUCCAAGACAGCGUACCCAAGACGGUCAUGCACUUCCUGGUGAAUUUCGUGAAGGAGCAUCUGCAGAGUGAGCUGGUGGGUCAGCUUUACAAGCAGGGCCUGCUGCAGGAGUUACUCAUCGAGUCUCAGGAAACCGCUCAGCAGCGGACCGAGGUCGCACAAAUGCUCGAGGCACUUAAGAAGGCCAAUAACAUCAUCUCUGAGAUCCGGGAGACCCAUCUUUGGUAGCCAGAGGAAGCUGACGAGCCUCUUUGUUUGUGGAGAGCUUUAUGCGUGUUAAAGUGUAUGCGAGUUCUCUGUGGAGGAUGUGUGCCGCAGUAGUUUCCUCAUAGACUAAUGAGCACAUUAAGCCGGUACUUUGUCUCAACAGAUCAUGUUCAGCGCAGUGGAGCUGCUGCUGUUCCCUCUAAUGUGUGUCGUUGGAAAAAUCAAUUCCAAACUCAGGCCAAAGGUGUUUCUUAGAGGUUCCUCCUGUGAAAAUCAUAGCCACAAACAUAGUCCUUUUAGCGCCACCUUAUGAGAACAUUCCUGCUUUAAGUGUGACCUUGUAAUGUGUAAUAUUUAAGGAUGUGUUUACGCUGCCCUUUUCCAUGUGUAUCCAUGAGCUGGGCUUCUCCCUGGACCCCUUUGGCAGGUACUUGUGCUAAUAUGGAUUUAUAGUUUAAACUUUCAUCACCUUUUGAUCAUUUAGACAGGGAAAAAAAAGCGUGCCAGUGCUGACUGCAGUGCAACAGUGAAGACUAACUGCAGUUAUUGUCCAGAAAGUAAUGGAUGGGUGAAACAAAUAGUUUUUAUUAAUGAAUAGAGCUGCAUUGGUCAGUCAUAUUUACAUAUCAGUCCAUUUGUACUUUUGGAGGAUAUUGCACUUUUGUGUCAUUAACAAGACAUAUUUUUGGAAUUCUUGAAAUAAAGUGGAGAACAUCAGAUCCCUUCAUAGACACGUUUGAGUAUUAGUGAGCUGUUAUGGAUGACAUAUUCUAAAAUUAGAAGUAUUAAAGAAGUCGGACUGUUUAAUAUUUAUUCCUUAAACAAUUAUACGUCUCCUGUAGAAGUUUGAAGGUUCAUGUAAUGUUGACUAUUUUUCUGCUGGAAAGACAAACUGCCUCCAAGAAUGAUCAAAAUUGGUAAAUCUACAAUCCUUACUUGAUUAAAGCCAUUUGUGUCUUUGUCAUAUUUUGUUUGUAAUAUGUUGCUUGAUUAAAAAAAAACGUCUAUUUAUUUUAUGGUGCUUUUACUUUGAAACAUUCCUUAAUGGAUCCAUAUCACUUGUUGGGUUUCUCAGGACGACCUGCUCUGUAGCUCUGACAUAUUCUGUGUUAAAUGUGUAAAAGCAUUGCUUUAGUGUGCACGUGUGUGUGUGCAUGAUUUAAGCAGUGAAUGAAGGUUGAAUUUGUUCUAUUGUACAUUUCUUUGACAAUUGCCUCUCAGUUCUUGCUUGCCAAUAUUUGUGCUGUUUGCUGAGUUCAUUAAAACGUGAACAAAGAACGAUG
This is a messenger RNA of Oryzias latipes (Japanese medaka), 3561 nucleotides long. Its product is annotated as dynamin-1-like protein. Gene Ontology annotation, molecular function: GTPase activity; microtubule binding; GTP binding. NCBI's taxonomy places the organism in Eukaryota, Metazoa, Chordata, Actinopteri, Beloniformes, Adrianichthyidae. Gene Ontology annotation, biological process: peroxisome fission; intracellular distribution of mitochondria; endocytosis. Gene Ontology annotation, cellular component: cytoplasm; microtubule; mitochondrion. The record is from RefSeq and is a predicted model, not a curated record.